CUGUUAUUUCUGUCAUUAGCGUCCAUUCACACACAUUUCUAGUCUAGUGAAACACUCGCGCGCAGGAGCUUGUCUCGUGCUUUCCAAUAUCUUUCAUCUGCCAGAGUAAAAAGAGCGCAAUGACUGGCCAUCACUGGGGAUAUGAUGACGUCAAUGGUCCAGCAGUGUGGCACAAAGCCUAUCCCAUUGCCCAGGGGAACCGACAAUCACCUAUUGAUAUUGUUCCUGGCAGUGCAGUUUAUGAUGCUACACUGUCACCCAUCUCACUGUUUUAUGACAACUGCACUUCAAUCAACAUUUCAAAUAAUGGCCAUUCUGUGGUAGUGGAGUUUAUUGACGUAGAUGACAGAUCAGUAAUCCAGGGAGGUCCUCUUGUCAACAUGUACCGACUUAAACAAUUUCAUUUCCACUGGGGUGGCAAGGAUUGUGGUGGCUCUGAGCAUACAGUUAGUGGGAAAAUCUAUCCUUCAGAGCUCCAUCUGGUUCAUUGGAAUGCGGUGAAGUACAAGACCUUUGGUGAGGCUGCCCAAGCGCCUGAUGGUCUGGCUGUACUUGGUAUCUUUCUGGAUUUAGGUGCUGAGCACAAAGGUCUUCAUCAAAUAACAGAUGCAAUGUAUAUGGUGAAAUUCAAGGACACUGUUGCUGAUUUUAAGAACUUUAACCCAAAGUGUCUCCUGCCUCUCAGAUUGGAUUACUGGACAUACCCAGGGUCUCUCACCACUCCCCCAUUACUUGAGAGCGUUACAUGGAUCGUUCUUAAAGACCCUAUUUUUGUGUCAGAGAAACAGAUGGGAAAGUUCCGGACACUGAGUUUCAACAGCGAGGAUGAGGAGAAUCGAAAGCGCAUGGAGAACAACUUUCGGCCACCACAGCCACUUAAAGGCAGGACAGUAAGGGCCUCUUUUAAGUAAGCCCCAAUCCACUAUUUUCAGAAACUGUUCUAAAGUCAGCUCUGAGAGAUUGAUGGAUGGAUCAAACUAUAAAAUUACUGUUCCUCCUUGAAUGUGCAUAUCAAACAUCAUUACGUAUACUUUAACACUUACGACAACACUUGGGAAUACAUCAUGACAUCUUUUGUAAAUGUUGUUUUUGUGUAGGUUUUGAUAUCAUUUUUUUCUUUCACAUCUAUAUAUGUUGUAUGUAUUUGUAUGUAGUUGCAUGAAUAAUAACAGUGUGGUUAUGUAAUGUUAUGGGAACUCUUUGUCUAGUGCUUAUAGUUUUGGGUGAUGACCUCAAGCAUGCAGUUUGACUUUGACACUGAGCCGCUUGAAUCUAAAGCUCUACAUGUUUAAAUCUUACCUUGAUCGGGCUUGUGCAAUAGAUACUUGUUGAAGAUGUCUGUGGAUCCUUUGGAAGCACAAAUAUCAGACUAUAAUUUGGUCAAAUUAGUCGACUGCUGUCUGGAUGCUCGCAGCUGUAGGAAAGUGUUAGAAAUCCAGCAGUCUGAAAUGUAACCUGUUAAUUUCAAGGCUUUUAAUAACUUCUUUGAUAGGGUAUGUGUUCUUCUUCUUCUUUGAACAGAUGUCUCUUCUUGAAACAAAGCCCUAACAAUUGCAGAAUUGCAUAUUAACACUUUGAAACUUGUAUGAAUGCACUGUGAUGUGUCACUAAUAUGAAUAGAUAGUAUUAGUUAUCUUCCCUGACAGAUGCAUGUUGGUUUAGUUGGACUAUAUCCAUGACUAAAAUCACUUUAGUGACUAAAGUAAUGCUCUGUUUCAGCGAAGCAUUACAAAGUAAAAGAGGAUAUUGCGUGAGGUUGAAAUAAUUUAUGGAUUACACUUAGUAAUUGUAAAAAAUAGUGAAUCUUGCAUUGUAAGGAAACUCUGGUUCUUCAUUCACUUUUUGGUGAUGGAAGAAUUCAACUAUUUUAUAUUUGAAUAUUUUUUUAUGUCAAAAUAUUUACAAAAUAAAAUUAUUUUGAUCUAUUU
This is a messenger RNA of Misgurnus anguillicaudatus (oriental weatherfish), 1928 nucleotides long. RefSeq names its product carbonic anhydrase VII (gene ca7). Gene Ontology annotation, molecular function: carbonate dehydratase activity; zinc ion binding. Gene Ontology annotation, biological process: regulation of intracellular pH. Lineage: Eukaryota; Metazoa; Chordata; Actinopteri; Cypriniformes; Cobitidae. Gene Ontology annotation, cellular component: cytoplasm. The record is from RefSeq and is a predicted model, not a curated record.